Tupaia belangeri chinensis (Chinese tree shrew) is the source of this 1956-nucleotide messenger RNA. Its product is annotated as arylamine N-acetyltransferase 2-like. The transcript is spliced from 3 exons. Gene Ontology annotation, molecular function: arylamine N-acetyltransferase activity. Lineage: Eukaryota; Metazoa; Chordata; Mammalia; Scandentia; Tupaiidae. The record is from RefSeq and is a predicted model, not a curated record.
CACAGCCCACACAGCAAGUCUGACCUCGGGCUGAGGCUCACACAAGAGCCCCAUCAGUAGCCUGCAGCUGGGAUCCAGAUAAUAAGACUCUACAUUUUGCCCAUGAGAAGAUCCAGGAAGAGGGCAAAGGGACAGCCUGAGGCCCUGCAACUACACUUCCCAGAAGUCCCUGCGCUGAUUCUAACCAUACACAGAGGAGGAGCCUUUGCAAAGCUCAGCUAUUUCUAGGCAGACCUACAGGGGCAGAACUGUCCCAGCCUAGCUCCUGCUUGCUGUUCUGGAAACCCGGUAAGUUCAGCUCUCUAAGGGCUCACGGUGUACUUUCAAGUUGGAGUUGAAUCCUGCCUCAAGUAACACCAGAAAUCCACACAGUGGUGGGAGAAGAGUCUGGCUCCAUCUGUAAUCUGCUUUCUCCUGGAGCUUGGAGGUGUGACCGCAGUCUCCAUCAGCAACUGUCUCUGGACCAAUCUGCCGUUCAUUCUUCCAGGGAGUCAUGGACCUUGAUGCGUAUUUUGAGAGAAUCGGUUAUAAGAACUCUAGGAACAAAUUAGACUUGGAAACAUUAACUGACAUUCUUCAGCACCAGAUCCGAAGUGUUCCCUUUGAGAACCUUAACAUGCAUUGUGGGCAAGCCAUGGAGUUGGGCUUACAGGCCAUUUUUGAUCAAGUUGUGAGGAGGAACCGGGGCGGUUGGUGUCUCCAGCUCAACCAGCUUCUGUGCUGGGCUCUGACCACAAUGGGCUUUGAGACCACCAUGUUGGGAGGCUAUAUUUACUUGAAUCGACACAACAAAUACAGCAAGGGCAUGAUUCACCUUCUCCUGAAGGUGACUGUUAGUGGUAGGAACUAUAUUGUUGAUGCUGGGUUUGGAAGUUCUUUCCAGAUAUGGCAGCCCUUGGAGUUGAUUUCUGGGAAGGACCAGCUCCAGGUGCCUUGCAUCUUCUGCCUGACAGAAGAGAGAGGAAUUUGGUACCUGAACCAAACCAGAAGAGAGCAGUACAUUCCUCAUUAGGAAUUUCUUAAUUCUUAUCUGGUAGAAAAGAAGAAAUAUCGAAAACUCUGCUACUUUACUCUUGAACCUCGAGCAAUUGAAGAUUUUGAGGCUAUGAACACAUAUCUGCAGGUGUCACCAACUUCUCUAUUUACAGGCACAUCCUUUUGUUCCCUGCAGACCACAGAAGGCGUUCACUGUUUAGUGGGCUUCAUCUUUGCCUCUAGGAGAUACAGUUACAAGGACAAUGUAGAUCUGGUAGAGUUUAAGACUCUGAAUGAAGACGAAGUUGAAGAUGUGCUGAAAAAGAAAUUUAAUAUUUCCUUGGAGAAAAAGCUGGUGCCCAAAAUGAGUGACGAGCCCUUUAGCAUUUAAAAUAAGAAGUAUAAGUAGUUCUUCAUGCUACUAUAGGUAUAUAAAUUUAGUAUUAUGAAAAUAUCUAACAUAUACAAAAAUAUGAAGAACAGGAUAACCCUGGAGUGGCUGUUGCUCGGCUCACAAAUUAUCAACUGAUUUUCUAUUAUCACCUCUAAACCCUUGAAUUAUCUUUAAGAAAAGUGUAGCCAUCAAAUAAUAUCAUCCAUUAAAAUAUCAGCAUAUAUAAUUAAUAUUUCAAAGAAUCAACCACAAAUAUGUCCAAAAUUAAUAAUAAUAAAGGCAUUUUACAGAUGGCUUAUGGUUACCUUAGGAAUUAUACUAAUUUUUUGCUAGAAAACUUUCAACCUUGGUUUAUUGCUGAAUUUAUAAACAAUUUUUACUGAAAGUUAAUUAACAAUAGAUGCAUUAUUGGUAUUCAGGUCGAACAGCGUAUUGCCAAUGUCCAAUAUUUAUAAAACAGUAUCUGUCUAACUUAGGACUGGAAUUCAGCAAGUACAAAUGAGACAUGCUAUUGGAUCUAAAUAACCUAAUAGUUUGCUUUUUCUAUUCACACGUUUUUAUAUUAAUAAACACGUUGAUAAACAUUA